AUGAAGGAGACUUCGCUGUCGGCGCAGUUGGAGGAGCUGAAGGCGACGAUGGCCAGGGUGACGCCCGAGGCCGUGGGGCGCGUCUUGGCUCCGCUGGGUCUGGUCUGCCGCAAGCUCACCCACUUCGCCGACAGCCUGGGCGUCAUCAACCCCAUCUUCUUCGUCCAAGCCGCACCACCCCCCGGAGAAGAAAAAGAAGAAGAAGCUGAGGCGGUGGAGCUGGUGCUCCGGGUAUCGAACCCGCAUCCGUUCUGGCGCGGCAGAAAGACCGAACACGAGGUCGCGGUGAUGGAGUUCGUGCGGGCGCACGGCCGACCCGACGUGCUUCCGGUGCCCCGGGUGAUCGCCUACGCCAGCGACGCCGCGCAGUCGCCGCUGGGCACCGAGUUCGUGCUCAUGGAGAAGGCCCCUGGCCAGAACCUGGACGACCUGUGGCCCACACUUGAUGCGGAGGCCAAGAGAGACUACAUGGUGCAGUUGGUCCAGUUCAUGGCCGAGCUGCGUCGCAUAUCCGCCUUUCUGCCCAACAGGGGAAUGGGGGGCUUCAACCGUGAGAUGGAGCUCGUGGAGCUCGUGCAGGACGGACCCCUGAUCGGCCCCUUCACCAGCUUCGCCGACAGCGUCGAACACCACCUCCGCUGGGCCAUGGAGAUGAUCGGCGACACGCUGGCCUCGCGACAGGAGCUGGUGCACGAACUGCGGGAGCUGGUGCCCGAGUGGAUGGACACGGUGCUGGCGCGCUAUCGAGCCCUCGCGAGCAGCUGCGAAGAGGAGGAAUUCGGGCUGUGCCACAAUGACCUCAACUUCUCCAACCUGCUGGUCGACCACGAACGACGUAAGAUCGUGGCCGUGCUCGACUGGGAGAAGUCCAAGUGCUCCGUCUAUGACGACGAAUUGCGAGGAGUUGAAGAAUCGAUCGAAGAUGAAGAGCCAACAUUGGCCGCGCUGCAUGAAGCUAUGGCCGCGCUUGGCGUGAGCAGGCCCAGCGGCUACGAUCACAGGAAGGCCCUCAUCAAGCCGGACGCCAAGGACCUGGCCGACGAAGAGCUCGACUACUUCGUGGCGCACGCCCAGGACGCCAAAGAGGCGCUCGUUGCCCAGCUGGCGGCCUUCAAGAGUACUCUUGUCCCACAGCCAACAAUGGGCAACGUCGUUGAAUAA
Acanthamoeba castellanii str. Neff is the source of this 1161-nucleotide messenger RNA. RefSeq names its product phosphotransferase enzyme domain containing protein. The transcript is spliced from 6 exons. Lineage: Eukaryota; Discosea; Longamoebia; Acanthamoebidae. The coding region runs from base 1 to 1161 and encodes 386 amino acids. The record is from RefSeq and is a predicted model, not a curated record.